AUUCAUAUAUGACACUCUCUCUCGUUCUGCUCCUAACACUCCGGUUCCGCCGGCCGCCGUCGACUCACGCGCUCGUCUCUCGCGUCGUCGUCGUCGUCGGUGUCGCCGUCUUCGCAGCAGUAGCGUUGUUUGGUGUGGCUGUGCUUGCGAGGCAUCACGAGCGCCAGCUGACCGGUGCCGCCGCGACUGAACAUUCGGAAGCUGCCGGAGGAUCGCAACCACCAGUUAACGCGUCCGCCCCGACUCACGAGACAGCGUACUCGACGUCGGACUUUGACUCGACAUCUGAAGCCGACUGGACAUCGGACGACGACACGACAGUUACAUCGGACAUCGGACUACGAUACGGCAGCUACAUCGGAUAUCGACGAUCAUAGGGUAAAAAGCACUGUGUUCGCGCGCACCAUACAUUCGCCUGUCGCUACGGUGUAACCAUGUGCUAGAGUGCCGUGUCUGAUCGUAAUCGUCUACUGCAAAACGCCGGCUGCGUUCAAUACCGAUUCACUAGAAAAUUGAGAUGUCAGUCAAGGACGGACCUAUCGUCAAGAUGGAUGUAGACUGUCCGUCAAAUCUUAAGAGAUCCAACAGUGCGCCGAUGAUCAACGAUAUGAAUGCUUCCACCAUUGUCGGAUCACCUACUACUCUGUCUAGAGAAAAUACGUGUAACAUAUUUUUACGAAAUGUACAAGUACAACCACGCUUUCGUAGAUUUAGCACAAGUGGAAGUCCUCAUAAUGUAAUGCCAAAUACUUCACCAAAGUUAGUUCAUAGAGUUAAUCAGCUGCGACAAGAAGAAACAGUUGAUUUGAUUAAUAGAGAAGUGGCCCAUGAAAGAGAAAUACACUCUGCAAUGCAAAUAUCACAAUCAUGGGAAGAUUUAUCUAUCAUGAUGGACUCACCGACAAAGCCAGAUGAAGGAGGACCGUUUGGUAAACAACCUGGUGGAAUGCAUGGUAGACCUAAUGUAUAUGAUCCACUGCAUUUAAAUUUUUCAAUGACUUCUGCUCCAUCAUCACCAUCGCCAACCAGAUCAUUGAGACAUUGUGUAUCACCAUCACUUUUUAAACCAAAUUUAUCGCCUAGUCCUACUCGUAAAACCUUUACAUCUGGUUUAUGUUUCAGACGAAGCUUGAGUCCAAUUUCAAUGCGUCCUAGCACUUUAGGACCUGUUAAAAGGAAAUGUGACAUGGAUGACUACGAACCAAUUCCAAAGAAAUGGGGAUUGCUGAUUACCAAUAAUAGGCCUGAACCAAUGCAAGUGACCGGUAUUGUUCCUACAACAAUGAAUGCAACUUUAGUUACAGACUCCAUAUGUAGUAGCAGUGGUGAUUCUUCAAACAGUAAUCAUUCAUUUUCCUUUAGACCAUUGCAAUCUCUCAUGGAUGAAUCAAAAAGUAAUUCCCAAUAACUACAAUAUUUUUACAAGAAAUAAUAUUUUCACAUUUUACUGUUGACUAUUAUAAUUUUGGCUAUUAUUAUUUUAUUAUUACAGAAACAAUA
This is a messenger RNA of Acyrthosiphon pisum (pea aphid), 1500 nucleotides long. RefSeq names its product protein FAM122A. Gene Ontology annotation, molecular function: protein serine/threonine phosphatase inhibitor activity. Bases 518 to 1408 code for a protein of 296 amino acids. The record is from RefSeq and is a predicted model, not a curated record. NCBI's taxonomy places the organism in Eukaryota, Metazoa, Arthropoda, Insecta, Hemiptera, Aphididae. The transcript has 6 exons.